Messenger RNA from Cyphellophora europaea CBS 101466, 1518 nucleotides. RefSeq lists its product as uncharacterized. Bases 1 to 1518 code for a protein of 505 amino acids. The record is from RefSeq and is a predicted model, not a curated record. The transcript has a single exon. Lineage: Eukaryota; Fungi; Ascomycota; Eurotiomycetes; Chaetothyriales; Cyphellophoraceae.
AUGCGUCUAACCCUAUCCAAGCUGCCACUCUUUGUAGUGGCUACGUCUUUAUUCACGGUAGUUAUAGCUGCACCCGGUUCCUCCGGUUCCUUGAACUGGAGUAAGUGUCCGAGCGAUGUUCCCCUCGCCUCACCUGCACUGCAGUGUGCUCAGCUGCAGGCCCCAUUGAACUGGAGUGACCCAGAUGGCGAGAAAAUCAUGCUCGGCUUGACUCGUGUGCAAGCCAAUAACACCGACAACCGCAUCGGCAGCUUGCUGAUCAAUCCAGGUGGCCCUGGACAAGCCGCCUCCACGCUCAUCGCUGGUCAAGCUCUAGGCUUUCCUUUAUUCAGCGAGGCGCUUUCAAGUCAAUUCGACAUAGUUGGUCUGGAUCCUCGUGGUGUCGGGCUCAGUACGCCUGUGAUGUGUGACCCAGAAAUCUGGAACGAAAGAAUUACAAGCUUUCCAACGUCCGAGGAAGAAUUCAACAACAUGGUAGAUCAGAACAAAGCUGUGUGGCGAAGCUGCGCCAACAUGACUGGGUCCCUACUUUACAACGUUGACACCCUUUCAGUGGCUCGCGACUUCGAAGCUCUGCGGCAAGCAUUGGACGAAGAACAAAUCACCUUCCUCGGAAUAUCAUACGGCUCGCAAAUCGGACAAUCCUAUGCCCAGCUGUAUCCUGGGAAAUACAGGGCAAUGGCACUGGAUGGCAUUGUGGAUCACAACCAGUCAGACACCGAUGUCUUUGCCACACAAGCAGCUGCAUACGAGUAUGGCUUUGCGCGGUUCGCAAAAUGGUCCGACAAUACCACUGGAAGCGCUCUACAUGGGGAAGACGUGGAUGAGGUCUUUACCCAACUGGUCAACAAUGCCACAUCGGAGCCAAUUCCUGCCCCAGGUUGCGGCUCCAACGGCAUGUGCCGUCCAAACAUCACUGGCGAGGAAAUUCUUUUUCUGGUACAAGAACUCCUGAUGUUUAAAGAUCCGUUCCCACCACAAUCAUCCGGGUGGGUAGGCCUCGCCGAGGCACUCGCUGCUGCAGCCGGCGGCAACGCCACAGCUUUGUCUACAGCUUAUGCCGUUCAAUACCUUGCCAGUAGCAACCAGUCUACUGUCUUCGCCGGUCUAGCCACUCUCUGUCUGGAUCUGGGCGAUAGCAUUGCCAAUUACUCUGAUCUGCAGUACCGUCUAGAGCUUGGAUCGUAUGUGGCACCUGUGACACGCGGUGCCUCUGAGAGAUGGCAGGCUCAGACACGGUGCAUCGGUUUUGGACACGAGCCUACGAAUCCUCAAACCGACAUGACAGUGGUGAACAACGGCUCUCUGCCAGUAUUGCUGGCGCAGUCAAAAUACGACCCUUCUACUUCAUACAUUUGGGCCGAGGAUGUCCGCAACCAGAUUGAUAGCAGCGUUCUCGCCCUUCGAGAUGGCGAUGGGCAUACAUCUUACUUUUUGCAUGGGGAGCUCGCGGACAUUAUCGACAGCUACCUGACUAAUGAGACCCUACCAAAGCCGAACACGAUCGUGGAUACUUGA